This is a messenger RNA of Salvelinus fontinalis (brook trout), 2221 nucleotides long. RefSeq names its product rhophilin associated tail protein 1-like (gene ropn1l). The record is from RefSeq and is a predicted model, not a curated record. Lineage: Eukaryota; Metazoa; Chordata; Actinopteri; Salmoniformes; Salmonidae. The transcript has 6 exons. The coding region runs from base 644 to 1297 and encodes 217 amino acids.
UGGCCGGUGUCAGUAAACGUCAGCAAAAAAAAAAAGCGUAAUUAAAUUGUUGCCAGCAGCACAGUCGCUCUAGAUAACAUGAAAACAGCCUAACCAGCUCUGCUAGGGGGGGUGAAAUGGUCAGAGUGAGGUGUUUUUUCAUUUGCGUUUGGAUUUAGCUUGCAAGCUAGCCAACGUUAGCUUGGGUGCUUGACUGCGGUUGUAAGGUCAGAACGCUCCGAUCAACCCUACUCGGCCAGAGCGUCCAGUGUCCGCUCUGAAUUUACGAACGGACAAUCUGACAAAACUCUGACUUUACGAACGGACAAUCUGACAAAACUCUGACUUUACGAACGCUCUGAGCGCACUCCAGAUUUACGAACAAGCACGUAUCAAGCGACGCCUUGCUGUUUGCCUUUGUCCACCCCGCCACCUGGUGGCGGAACAAAUAUUUUGCGGCAAAGUCAUGACUUCUUUCUGGUCCAAUCAUCGAGGGUUGCUGUUGCUAUGUGACGUUGACUGCAAACGUUAAGUUGCUGUGGAUUGAAAAUGAAGUUGGCCGAUCUCUAAACCAAAUCAACUUUUUCUAUAAUUUUAGCAAAUUAACUCUCUUACUUGUUUUGUUUUUUUAUCAACAAGACAGAUAUUCGAUUAGUAUUCAGCAAUGCCUCCUCCAGAUACUAUGUACUGUGAACAGCAAAUCAACAUCCCCCCUGAACUACCAGACAUUCUCAAACAGUUCACCAAAGCUGCAAUCAGAACCCAACCCCAUGAUAUACUACAGUGGUCUGCAGCGUACUUCUCUGCCCUGUCCAAAGGAGACACUCUGCCAGCCAAAGAUAGGCUGGAGAUGCCCGUUGCCACACAGAAGACUGAUACCGGAUUGACACCAGGCCUGCUGAAGGUCCUACACAAACAGCUGGCCCCUAAGGAGACGAUCAGUAAGGAGGAGCUGCAGCAGAAGUGGAAGGGUCUGUGUCUGCCCUCAGAGCAGCUGGACACUCUGCUGGCACUGGGGAACUUCAACGACAAUAUCCACUGGAUGCAGUUCUUCGCCCUGGGCUGCAGCGCUCUGGGAGGGACCAUCAUCAGUGCCCUGAAGUAUGCGUGUGAGAUCCUGACUGAGAAUGAGGAGGGUGGAGCGGCGAGGAUCCCCUUUGAUACAUUCGUAGGGCUGUACACUUACCUGGCACAACUGGAUGGAGAGAUCCCCCAGGACCAGAUAGACAGCUUCCUAAGCAGCCUGCAGGAGUCUGUCACCAAGCAGAAUGGGAUGAUUCAGCUGGCCAACUUCUACAGCCGCAAAAAAUUUAGAUAAUAGGAGAGAUUGAGGGAGAGACGAAAAGGACAGGAAAGAGCAGGAAGAAACUGAGAGUAGCAGGAAGGAAUUAGCUUUACUACUUAUUCUACAAAUAAAUAUUCUUCUCUAAAUCCCCAUGGAAUCACGAUCAGUUGAUGUUUUCCUGUUAAAGCUCAGGUCUGUACAGUAGUGAUACCCAGUUGCUUGAAUUAUUUCCCAGGCAGUUGAGUUUGGUUCAUAUCUUAUUGUUAUAUGGGACGGAGAGUUGCUGUGAUAUAACAUGGAAGGUGUACUGUACUGCGUGUGAAUGUAGGUUAGUAUCACUGGAACCAAUGAGAACCACUCCUGCCCUGACAGGUUAGUCGAUAGUUCAUUUGUCAUGCUCAUGCCUUGUCAAUGAAGUGCCUGUUGCAUUCUUUUUCAACGUGGCAUAUUCAUUUAGCCAGUGAGAGGGUGUCUGUCUGUCUGUCUGCCUGCCUGUCUGUCUGUCUGUCUGCCUGCCGGCUAGUUCUUGUGAAAUAGAGGUAGUGGUCCUCUCAGCAGUACAACAGUGAUAAGGCUAGUGAAAGAGACAGCUCUGAAAAGAUGCUCUGGGGCCUUGCUGACACUAGUAGACUAGUACCCAGUAAGACAUGCUGUAAGACACAGUCUAUUGCCCGUCUGUGCUAGUGAAAGCCAGAGAACACAUCAGUACAUUGGUGGAACACAAGAAUCAAACCAGACUAAUUUGACUCUCUUUCCCAUACAGUCAUCAUGUAUGAUGAGGAAGUAUUACUACAUCUCAGUUGGACAAUGUAUGUAACUCUCAUUACUCAUGUAGUGGAUGAUGUACAGUGCCCUCCGUAAUUACUGGGACAGUGAAGCAUUCUUCAGUUGGCUCUAUACUCCGACAGUUUGGAUUUGAAAUCAAACAAUGACUUUGAGGUUAAAGUGCAGACUGUC